Messenger RNA from Radiomyces spectabilis, 579 nucleotides. RefSeq lists its product as uncharacterized. Bases 1 to 414 code for a protein of 137 amino acids. The transcript has 3 exons. Lineage: Eukaryota; Fungi; Mucoromycota; Mucoromycetes; Mucorales; Radiomycetaceae. The record is from RefSeq and is a predicted model, not a curated record.
AUGGAACUCGUUACGGCAAUUGCGGAACAAAGUCGAGGUGCUGCGUUGGAAAACGAAAUGUUCACUGCAACCGCAAUGACUUGUGCUCAAACCUGGCGACAUGCAGGUACGAAUGGUGUCAAAGAUUCUCGCGACAUGUUCUCAGCAAUUAACCGACAUGAACAAUUUAGGAUGUACGCACGAACUACCAUCAAGGCGCGUUUAUUCUCAAUGAUGACCCAGACGAUAAGUGACAAAUCUGGGGCGACGGUUUAUUCGCCUGGCCUGGUGGUCCUGGGAACGCGAUUUUACGAAAGUUCACGUUACGGAGAUGAAGAUAAAAAUGCUUUAUUUUAUUUCUCAAUGGUGCGUGAGAGAAUCGUCGGCAAGAAAUUCUAUGAUCAGCAUGGCGAUCGUUCAUUAUUACGAAAAUGAUAAGGUAAUUAGGCGGAAUGACUGGAGUGCAUCAGGUGCUGGCAGCUUAUUAUCAAAGAGUUUCACAGAAAAGAAAAGGCGGCGCCAAUGAUCAUCGGUCCGAGCAAUCAACAGCAACGGAAUUCAACGAUUGGGGGAGGCUCUGUAUUUGGCGGUGAUACAUCA